Molecule: messenger RNA, 1556 nt
Organism: Myotis daubentonii (Daubenton's bat)
Lineage: Eukaryota; Metazoa; Chordata; Mammalia; Chiroptera; Vespertilionidae
Product: cyclin-dependent kinase 9-like
Exons: 1
Coding region: 25-801 (258 amino acids)
Source: RefSeq, a predicted model, not a curated record
AGCGGUGGCGCGUUGGAGGCGGCCAUGGCAAAGCAAUACGACUCAGUGGUGUACCCCUUCUGUGAUGAGGUGACCAAAUAUGAGAUGCUCACUAAGAUCGGCCAAGGCACUUUCGGGGAGGUGUUUAAGGCAAAGCAUCGCCUGACCGGCCAAAAGGUGGCUCUGAAGAAAGUCCUGAUGGAGAACGAGAAGGAGGGGUUCCCCAUCACGGCCUUGCGGGAAAUCAAGAUCCUCCAGCUUCUAAAACAUGAGAAUGUGGUCAACUUGAUUGAGAUCUGUCGAGCCAAAGCAUCCCCCUAUAACCGCCGCAAAGGCAGCAUAUACCUGGUGUUCGACUUCUGCGAGCAUGACCUUGCUGGGCUGCUGAGCAACGUGUCAGUCAAGUUCACACUGUCUGAGAUCAAGAAGGUCAUGCAGAUGCUGCUCAAUGGCCUCUACUACAUCCACAGGAACAAGAUCCUGCACAGGGACCUGAAGCCAGCGAACGUGCUCAUCACCCGAGACGGGGUCCUCAAACUGGCAGACUUUGGGCUGGCCAGGGCCUUCAGUCUGGCCAGGAACAGCCAGCCCAACUGCUAUACCAACCGUGUGGUGACACUCUGGUACCGGCCCCCGGAGCUAUUGCUCGGGGCGCGGGAAUAUGGCCCCCCCAUUGACCUGUGGGGUGCUGGAUGCAUCAUGGCGGAGAUGUGGACCCGCAGCCCUAUCAUGCAGGGCAACACGGAGCAGCGCCAGCUUACCCUCAUCAGCCAGCUCUGUGGCUCCAUCACGCCUGAGGUGUGGCCAAAUGUGCACAAGUAGGAGCUGUUUGAGAAACUGGAGCUAGUGAAGGGUCAGAAGCGGAAGGUGAAGGAUAGGCUGAAGGCCUACGUGCACGACCCCUAUGCACUGGACCUCAUGGACAAGUUGCUGGUGCUGGACCCUGCGCAGCGCAUCGACAGCGAUGAUGCCCUCAACCAUGACUUCUUCUGGUCUGACCCCAUGCCCUCAGACCUCAAGGGCAUGCUCUCCACCCACCAGACAUCCAUGUUCCAGUACCUGGCGCCACCACGCCGCAAGGGCAGCCAGGUCACCCAGCCUUCCACUAACCAGAGCCGCAAUCCCACCCAUAUCAACCAGACGGAGUUUGAGCGUGUCUUCUGAGUGGCGGCGCUGCUGCUUUCCUUAGGGCUCUAUCUUCUGCUCUGUGACUCACGCUGUGGAGACAAUGGGGAAUUUGAGUUUUUUCUCCAGUGCAUAUGUUGUCUUAUCCCCACCUGGGCACUGGGAAUGCCAUCCGAGUGGACUGGAGUAAAGCUUUGGCUCAAUGUCCAGGAAGGCACUGAGGGUGCCUCCCUGGUUCCCUGGCUCUGGAGAAUGUCCAGAGCGUCUCCACUUACCUUAGGACAGGGAUGAGGUGGGGGAGAGGUGCACCCCACCAGUAUCUUUCUAGGUUCCCAGCAUGAUGGGAGGAGGGACAGGUCCUCACCCAUUCCUGGUUUUUCUCUUGGCCUAAGUCACUUGCAUGGGGGACACCAGCCUAGAAUAUGGGCUGCUCUUGGUCUGAGCCUCAGAGG